AUGUACGCCGCUGACACCAACGGACAUGCCGUUUCGGGAGUAGAACAACAAAACCAAAUGAGUGGACAAGGACGCGCGACUCGAGGAGCUCGACCACACGGCGAUGAAGACGUUGCAAUUUAUAGCGGGUCUCCAGGAUCCCAAGCUGUGGGA
This is a messenger RNA of Strongylus vulgaris, 153 nucleotides long. The record is from the annotation of a GenBank genome assembly. NCBI's taxonomy places the organism in Eukaryota, Metazoa, Nematoda, Chromadorea, Rhabditida, Strongylidae.